AUGCAGGAAGAUGGAAUUGCUGAGCCUGGGCUUCUUCUCCCACGAUACCCAGGCGAUGACACCCGGCCAACAAACAAGAAAGAGCUGCUGGGGUGGUAUAGUUAUGGUUGGGCAGCAGAGGUUUUCACAGUAUGUGCUAUGGGGUCAUUUUUACCUAUCACUUUAGAGCAGAUGGCCCGAGAACGUGGGGUUCUACUCUCGGACAAAACGACACCGUGUACUGCGAUCUGGAAAACUCCAGAGUCAUCAAACACAAGCUGGCAAAAUUCAAGUCCCGCCGCUGCAGGUCAAUGUAUUGUUUACAUCCUUGGGGCCGAAAUCAACACCGCAAGCUUCGCAAUGUACACCUUCUCCGUGAGUGUCCUCAUACAAGCAAUCCUGAUAAUAUCAAUGUCAGGCGCUGCAGAUCAUGGAAGCUACCGCAAGACGCUCUUAGUAUCAUUUGCGGCUAUUGGCUCCAUUUGUACGAUGUUAAUCCUUGCGGUUACUCCGAAAGUAUACCUACUUGGUGGGUUAUUCGCUAUUGUUGCUAACACCUGCCUCGGGGCAUCGUUCGUGUUAUUGAACUCUUUCCUACCUUUAUUGGUCCGAUAUCAUCCUUCGUUACUUAAGGAAGAGAGUGGAUACAUGGUCCGUUCUCCUACUGAAAACAGUGGUCAACCAAUUGCCACGGACUGUUUUUCGAACGAUGACCCCAGAGCAGCACUUCUACAGGGAGAUGGAAUGACUCCAGAAGAUACAAGGGAGUUUAUAUCGUCAUCAAACACGUCAAAAGAGCUGACAAUAUCCACUCGGAUUUCGUCAUAUGGGAUUGGCAUUGGCUACAUCGGUGCUGUUUUCCUACAAGGUAUAUGCAUCCUUGUCAUUGUCCAGACCCGCCAGACUACCUUUUCGCUACGCCUCGUUCUUUUCUUGAUAGGUUUAUGGUGGUUUAUCUUCACUAUACCUGCGGCAUUUUGGCUCAGGCCGCGCCCUGGGCCCCCGUUGCUGCGUGCUCAAGACGGGAAGGCCUAUCAGUCAUGGCUCGGCUACAUGGCGUACGCUUGGAAGUCGCUCGGCCGAACGGCGAUGCGGACGCGACAUUUGAAGGAUAUUCUGUUAUUCCUUGCAUCCUGGUUCCUGUUGAGCGAUGGAAUCGCCACCGUCAGUGGUACAGCCGUUCUCUUCGCUAAAACCCAGUUGAAUAUGGAGCCCGCAGCGUUGGGGAUGAUCAAUGUGAUUACAAUGAUCUCAGGAGUUUUUGGUGCCUUUUCUUGGAGCUACGUUUCACGAGUGCUGAACCUUCGCGCUUCGCAGACCAUCAUCGCUUGCAUUUUCCUUUUUGAGCUUGUGCCGCUUUAUGGUCUGUUGGGCUUUAUUCCAGCCAUCAAAAACCUCGGCUUCUUGGGUCUUCAACAGCCGUGGGAAAUGUUCCCAUUAGGGGUUAUAUAUGGGCUUGUCAUGGGAGGGCUUUCGUCGUAUUGUCGAAGUUUCUUCGGGCAGCUGAUCCCUCCUGGAUAUGAAGCGUCUUUCUAUUCUCUUUACGCUAUAACGGACAAAGGCUCGAGUGUAUUUGGACCGGCAAUUGUUGGAUUUAUCACAGAUCAUUAUGGGGAGAUUCGUCCUGCGUUCUUCUUUCUCGCGAUACUUAUUCUUCUACCUUUGCCGUUAAUGCUCCUCGUGGACGCCGAUCGAGGAAAGCGAGAUGCGCUGGCAUUGGCAGAAGUGCUGGAGGCACGUUCGAGCCUUGAACAGCGUGAUUACGGAACGUUUUCGCAACAACAGUAA
Aspergillus nidulans FGSC A4 is the source of this 1767-nucleotide messenger RNA. RefSeq names its product protein atg22-1. Gene Ontology annotation, cellular component: vacuolar membrane. Gene Ontology annotation, biological process: amino acid transmembrane export from vacuole; L-alpha-amino acid transmembrane transport. NCBI's taxonomy places the organism in Eukaryota, Fungi, Ascomycota, Eurotiomycetes, Eurotiales, Aspergillaceae. The transcript has 2 exons. The record is from RefSeq and is a predicted model, not a curated record. Bases 1 to 1767 code for a protein of 588 amino acids.